This is a messenger RNA of Panonychus citri (citrus red mite), 1354 nucleotides long. RefSeq names its product FNIP repeat-containing protein DDB_G0290617-like. NCBI's taxonomy places the organism in Eukaryota, Metazoa, Arthropoda, Arachnida, Trombidiformes, Tetranychidae. Bases 1 to 1101 code for a protein of 366 amino acids. The record is from RefSeq and is a predicted model, not a curated record. Gene Ontology annotation, cellular component: Golgi apparatus. The transcript has 2 exons.
AUGAUUCUCAUGUCAUUAUCCGAGAUUUGGGAGUUUUGCCACAAUGAGUGUCUCAAUAGAAUAGCUAAUUACCGUAAAUUGGAAACAAGCCUAACUACUUUUGACGAUGAAACAUCAAUUCUUGAAUCAGAAGUAGAACAAUUAACUGAUUUUCUCAAUGAACUUCGUCCUGCCCUGGGUGAUGUACAAACACUGGAAAGUGAUGUUGAACAAUGUAACAAAGUUUUGGACGAUAUUAAAAUAACAUUAGAAAGCAAUUGUGCACUAAUUAUAUUAAAAAGUGAACGGUUGAUUGCUGAAUUUGAUGAAUUCGAUGAUGAUAACAAUGAUGAUAAACUUCUUAAAAUGGUUGCUGAAUUGAUUGCCAAAGAGUCGAGUGAAAAUAAUCAGCCAAAGGAAUCAAAUUCUUUCAAAUUGACCUCAGGAAAUUGGUCUUCUCUCUUGUUACCACCAAUUAGUCAAGUAAACAACAUAACUGAUGCUCAACAUAAACAAGAAAUUGAUAAAUUACAGAAACGAAUUAAUGAAUUGGAAGAAUCUUUAAGAGAAAAAAACAAAACCAUCAGAUUACAACAGCAAAGGAUAAACGAUAUAAGGAAAAGUUUUCAAAAAGGAUCAACUCUUGAUAAUAAAUUGUUUGAUUUUCCAGGAAAUCAAAAUGAUAACGAAUCAACAACAACAACUGAUGGCUCAUCAUCAAACAAUUUGACAACAUCGAGAUCUGAAAAUGGUUUUAUUGAUCAACAACAACAACAACAACAAGUUAAUCUACCAAAUCAUCAUCAUUCUAACAAUCAUUCUCAUCAUCACCAACGUCAACUUUCCGAUUCUCAAUCUCCUCUUAAUUGUCCAAUGAACAAUAUUAGUUGGCAAUAUUUACGAUCGGUAAUCUUUAAAUCUGUCCUAACUUCGGAUUAUGAGGCUCAAAAGCAUUUGGUCAAGGCGAUUUCAAUGAUUCUUCAAUUUUCCGACGCCGAAGAGAAACAAAUUAGAGACAGUUUAGAGCAGAAAGUUUCAUGGUUUAAGAAUCUUCCUCUUCUUGGAAAUGGAUUUAAAUACAACAAUCAACAUAAUAAUAGUAACAAUUCAAAUCACCAUUGAUUGGAUAAGAAUCGACUUUCACAUUUAUAUUUAUCAAUCGGACUAUAAAUAUGAUCCAAAUUGUUACAACAAUUAACUGCAUUUUCAUUUUCAUCGUCACCCUUUACAUGAUCAUCGCUAUUUAAUGAUAACCUGUACCAUUCCCGUUUAAUUAUCCAACUAUAUGAAUCAAAUUAAAACAGAUAUAGACCAUUUUUAUUUAGUGAAAGAAUCAACAUCAUCAUCAUCAUCAUCAUCAUCAAUUAACCUUGAU